ACAUCAUGAGGUGUUCAUGUUUUUAAAAAGGGUUAACGUUAACUAUCUAACACAAACGGCUUCGGUGCAAUACACCCAUAUUUUGGUGUCUUGAAUAUGUGUUUUAACGUUAACUCUAACGUUAUUCUAACUUAGCUAACGAUUAGCGUUAGCUAGCUAGUCACUAUGAGGGCCAACAAAACGCACAAGUCAUACUAGAGAAUCAUAACGUUACUGUAAAUUAUAGGCUAUCUAACGUUCAGCUAGCAGCAGAACUGUUUACUGGCUAACAGUUUAAGUUUAAGCUAGCUAACGUUUGUUAUUUCGAAGUGAAUUGAUACCAUAGAAAUAUCAGGGCAACGGGAACUCCAAGGCAUUAUCUGGGAUUUAAUGUCAACUCUUAGCAAGUUGGGUGUAACUUCUGGUUGUAUUUCUAGAUCCAGAAAUCUUCUUCUGGGUGGUUCGGCGGUUCAAAAGUGCAUCGCUGAUCGGAGCAAAGUCUUGCUCUCAAUAACGUCCGCGAGCCACUUCUCUCUGAACCUGGUCCUGCCCGGUGUGUGCACUAGCCUGUUGGACUCCACUAUGAAGUGCACCUCAACGGGCAGAGUUUGUGGUUUGACUUUAGAUAUGUCCACGACGAAGUAGACGCUAGCUGUCCCCUGAAUCGGCUUCCGCGACGUCGGGGUACUGAAGCGGGCCUGGUAGUGAUAAAAGGUAUGAUGCUCCUCCUCGGUUGUGUAGAGGAAGUCCAGACUGUAAAGCCAGCCGGGCUGUAUCUCCCAGGUUUGAAUAUACUCCCCGAUCUGCUUUUCCCCCACUUCGACUGUAAAGUCUUGUCCGGCAACCCAGUUAUUAUUCCUCAUCUCACUGUCAGGAGAGUCAUCCAGCUGCUCCUUCGUGACAGCGUGGUGGUGUCUCUCCAGCAAUUUUUUCACAAGCUGAGCUGACUCUGGCCUGAAAUUCAGAUUGAAUGAAUCUCGGUCCUCUUCCAUCUUGUCUUUGUAACAACAACAGCACACAGGUCGCCUGGGAACUGGAUGGUUGCUAGCUAAGUUUUUAGCAUGUGAAAGCUGUUAUCUGUUUUUGUUGCUGUUAACAGUUUCCAUGGCUACCAGGAUAGGAAACAUUAGAACAAGCAGCAACAAUUGCUAAUUUCCUUCCAAAAUGGAAUUUCUACCAAAACCUGCUAAUAGCAGGUAGCCUGCCAGAAUGCUGCAUCGUUUAACACCGUCAUGAAGCAUCAUCCGAUUGCCUGAUUAACUUCAAGUUCUCCAAUGCUGUUCUGAGUGAGCCAGAAAACGCAUGUCGCGAAUCAGGACCACACUUGAUAGUGUCACCAAGGCAGUAGGCAGCACAGACCUCAUCUCCAAGUUCUCCCGCUUCAAGCCUGGCAAUGCCACGGUUGACAGCACCCAUGCAGAAAAGGCUCUGGUCACAGCCGAGACCUUAACCUCUAACAACGCAGCUACAGCCUCACCACCUAAAGCCACCAUGAAAGAAGAAGAAGAAGUGGAAGAAGAAGUGGAAGAAGGCGAGAAGAACACAGCCAAGGAAGAGUCCAACAUGCAACAGCAGCAAGAAAAUCCUUUUGUUGCCACAAAGAAAUCCACAUCAAGUUUAGCUCCAGCAGCGAAUGUAUCUGCAUCUAGCUCUUCCUCGACUUUGGCCAAACAAACUAUACAGCUGUUUCACCCAGCAUCUCUGUCCACCAACAUGGAUGAGACCUACAAAACUCUGGCUCAGCACAUCAAUAGUUACUUUGGCACCAGCACACAAGAAGAAGAAGGAGACAACAGGCCACUGCAGCAGCAGCAGCAGCAGCACCACAGAGAAGCUGAUGAUCCUGUUUCUCAGCCCACUCUCAGCACCGUUGCUCGCACAACUAGGGACCACAUUCCUAUGUUGUCCUCAGUGGCAGAGGCUAAAAGUAUUGAAGCACCCGCUACCUCUCCUCCCCCUCCCUCUCCAUCAGAUAAGCUCAGUCCUCCAGCAGCGUCGCCCUCCUCUGACAUCCCUGCAACUGAAAGUGCAGCUCAGUCCAUCCCUGUGCCUGCUACCUCCCCUAAGAAAGGCUUCACCCACUACUUUUCUUACCCUCGGCCCAGUGUUCAGGCGUUUGUCGGCAGCUACAUUGCACCCCUGGUCCCCAAAUUCAGAGGUGAUUCCAAAAGCAUUGCACCUGAAAAAAGCAAGUCUUCAGCAGUAGCAGUGGAAGAGCCCACUGUUGACAAGGCAGGACAGAAGACAGACAGUGAAGAGGAGAAAAAGGAUGAAGUGAACCAACAGCUGUUGACUCAAAGAGAGAAGAUAAUAGCCAGGGUGAGUUUAGACAACAGGACCAGAGCCCUGGUGAAAGGCCUGCAGAGAGUCACUGAUGUCAAGAUCCUCACCAGUCGAGUGGAGGAGCUCAUCCAUCACCUUCUGGAGUUCCCCGAGACGCGAGGUGUAGCUGUCAAGGAGAGUGUGCUGCCCUGUCUGCUGCGAUUGCGCCAGGCCAGAGACCUGCCUCUUCAGGGUGCUGUGAGAGAAGCUCUGGCCCUGAUUGGCUAUACUGAACCAGUCAAAGGCAGAGGAAUUCGGGUCCUGGCCAUAGACGGAGGCGGAACAAGGGGACUGCUGGCCCUGCAGACGCUCCAUAAGCUGCAGAACCUGACUGGUAAACGAGUCCACCAGCUGUUUGACUACAUCUGUGGAGUCAGUACAGGUGCUAUUUUGGCCUUCAUGUUGGGAAUUUUUCAGAUCCCCUUAGAUGAAUGCGAGGAGAUGUACAGGAAGCUGGGUUCGGAUGUCUUCAAACAGAAUGUCAUUGUUGGAACUGUAAAGAUGGGCUGGAGCCAUGCUUUCUAUGAUAGUGAAAUAUGGGAAAACAUACUAAAGGAACGUAUGGGGGAGGGGCGUAUGAUUGAGAGUGCUAGGGACCCACACUGCCCCAAAGUGUCAGCAGUGAGCACCAUUGUGAACAGGGGAUUACCUCUGAAGGCCUACGCGUUCAGGAACUACCGACUCAUGCCAGGAGUGAGAUCCCACUACCUUGGAGACUGCAACCACAAAAUGUGGCAGGCUAUCAGGGCCUCGUCUGCCGCCCCAGGCUACUUCCAGGAAUUUGUCCUGGGAAAAGACCUCCAUCAGGAUGGGGGACUCCUGAUCAACAACCCCACAGCGUUGGCCAUCCAUGAGUGUAAGUGUUUGUGGCCUAACACACCCCUGCAGUGUGUGUUGUCUCUGGGCACCGGGCGGUACGAGGCAGCGGGCAAGAACAGCACGACCUACACGAGCCUGAAGACCAAGCUCACCCACGUCAUCAGCAGUGCCACAGAUACCGAGGAGGUGCACACCAUGCUGGAUGCACUCCUGCCCCCUGACACGUACUUCCGCUUCAACCCCUACAUGAGCGAGGACAUCCCGUUGAACGAGAGCCGCGCCGAGAAGCUGAACUUCCUCAAGGGCGAGGGGGAGCGCUACCUGGAGCGCAACGAGGCCAAGCUGAGGAAGGUGGCGAGCGUGCUCAGCCAGGAGAAGAGCGCCAUCCAGAGACUGGCAGAGUGGGCCAAGCUCAAGGCCGAAAUGUACGAGGGUCUCCCCUUCGUCUCCAAGCUGUAGUUAUUGGUUUGGCAACAGUGUGACCACAAGUGAGUUUUUAAGGUAAGAAGACCCAAUAGAUUAGGGUGCAAUCUGGACACAUUUGUUAAGCAUUUUGGUAGGCAAUUUAAUCAAAUACCAAAUGAUUUUUUUUUUUUCUCACAUUUUGAUCACCAUUUACCACAACACUAGACAAUUACAUCUAUGAUUAUGCAUUAAAAAAAAGACAAUACAGUAAAUAAUAGUGUGAAAAUUUCAAAUAUGAUGUAAUUUGUUCUUUGUGAGACAGAAUGUGUCUAUGAUGAAGCCGGAAUAAUAUAUGAAUAUGAUUGAUGAAAUGAAUUACUUGAAUGAUCGGGGAAAGGCUGGCUAAAAGUGCUAGUUGACAGAACGCACAAAGAUGGUAAUGGGGCACUGACACAUGACCAUAAUAUAAAGAAUUAAUGGUAAUAUGAUAACUGCAGUUAUUUUGUAAAACAACUGAUAUUUAUUUGCAUUUUCAGUAACUUGAAGACAAGAUGUAUUUAACACAUGUAUGUUGCAAAAUGAAAACAUAAACACGACUGCCUAUUUCUAACACUGUACAGAAGAAGGAACUAAUGCACUUUGUAAAAUAGAGCUCUUAACCAUGAAAAUGUAAAUAAUAUUUGAAAUAAUUAUAAAUGAUUUGAGUGCUCUUGCUAGAAUUUAAGAAUAAGGCAAAAGAUACUGCUGAUUCUUAAUUUCACUGUGCUGUAUAUGCACUUCCAGACACUUAAAUAUCUGUUCCGAUACUAAUGGUAAAGUUUUAGAAUGCAAUGACCGUUUUCCUCUUGGUACAAAGCAUGUUCUCCAUUGUGGCCCAUUACUCAGUAUGAAGCUUUUGUCUGAAUUCCUCAGCCCUGGCUGAUAAUAAAUCAUAAAUUUGACACACUUUUUACAUUGUGAGAAUCCAUAUUGCCCUGAUUCCUCCCUUCAUUAGUUGGUGGAAUGCGAAAAGAAAAAUAAAUGUCAUGAAAAAAUAAAAUGUACAUUUUAAAAACCGUGA
Molecule: messenger RNA, 4585 nt
Organism: Perca flavescens (yellow perch)
Lineage: Eukaryota; Metazoa; Chordata; Actinopteri; Perciformes; Percidae
Gene: pnpla8
Product: patatin-like phospholipase domain containing 8
Exons: 10
Coding region: 1282-3579 (765 amino acids)
Biological process (GO): arachidonate metabolic process
Cellular component (GO): membrane
Source: RefSeq, a predicted model, not a curated record